This is a messenger RNA of Miscanthus lutarioriparius, 891 nucleotides long. Lineage: Eukaryota; Viridiplantae; Streptophyta; Magnoliopsida; Poales; Poaceae. The record is from the annotation of a GenBank genome assembly.
AUGCAGGCCGCCGCCACCUUCAACCGGGCAGUCUUCACUGCCCGCCCGCUGCAUCGCCCCCAAGGCCCCUCCUCCACCUGUAUGCUCGGCUCAUUUUCAUCCUCUCGACGUGUUAGAGCUGGGGCGGAGGAUGCUUUGGAAGGAACAAGAGGCGCGCCCCUGACACGGCCCCGGUGCUUACCUUUAUCUAGGAAGCAAAACUCGGGAGGCGUUACAAAGCACACUCCUGUAUUUCCAAGACAACAAUCAUGGGAUCCCUACAAGCUUCUUGGUGUUGAUCAUUAUUCAUCUGAAGAAGAGGUCCGCAGUGCACGGAAUUUUCUUCUAAAACAAUACGCUGGAUAUGAAGAAAGUGAAGAGGCCAUUGAAGGUGCUUAUGACAAGAUAAUAAUGAAUAGCUACUCACACCGUAAGAAAUCCAAAAUCAAUCUGAAAAGCAAGCUAAAAAAGCAAGCUGAAGAAUCCCCAUCAUGGCUUAAGGCACUGCUUGGAUACAUUGAGGUGCCAUCACUAGAGAUCAUUUCAAGGAGAUUUGCUUUUUUGCGUUCUUUUCUGGGUCAACUUCUGCCGAGACUGGGCCUGCCUUUCGGCUGUAACAAAUUUUGGAGGCACGCCAUUGACAGUUUGCUUUUGCAGCUUGCACUAUCACUGGUCUCAUGCAUAUACUUCUUCAAUGAGAAGAUGAAGAAUCUUGUCAGGGCGUCCACGGUCCACCACAGGCAGUCCUCCAAAUUGGAAAUUCCUGCUGUCAUCACAAAGAAGAUCGCUCUUGCUGACAUCUCCACUGCAAAUCCAAAUCUCCUGAUAAGCGGUCCCACCUUCACAUUUUUGGUCCGAGAGAGUAUGAUGAUCUAUGCACAACUGUACCUUGUCCCAGGAAGGAUGGGCUAG